AAACAAACUUUCACUUUUGCGAAGUCGUCGAGACAGCAGACAUUCCAGAAAGAACCCAAUUUAGUUUUGCUCGUUUUCACACAGUCGUCUAGAGGUAGUGAUCAGACUUAAGGUAUUGUUGAUAAGACGCAGGUGUGUCCACAAUGGCGGCGCUGACUGAUUGCAAGAUGUCAGUAAUCUUUCUGGCGAUGUUCCUUCUCGGCCACCAUAGAGUCCAAACCUUCAAACUGAACAAUGACGUUCUGUCGUUCGUAGAUACUGAUUCAUCAGUCGAGACGGAGCACGGCAGUUCUCGUCCAGAUCCGUCAUCAUACCACUCAAUGGAAGAUGAUCACAAUGAUUACAGUGAUUCUGAAGAUGAUGAUCAUGAUAACGAUGAUGAUCAUGAUGAUGCUUCGUCAAUACAACUAUCGGCUCUGCAGGCCGAGUCUUCUGUUCCUGAUGAUGAUCCGGACUUUGUUCCGUCAGAAAUUGAUUUGUCUAACGACUCUCCGAGUUCCUCAUCUGAUGACCACGAGCCGGAAGAUCUGGACUUUGUUCCGUCAGAAAUUGAUUUGUCUAACGGCUCUGAUGCGAUCUCCCAUGACUACGAGUCGGAAGAUCCGGACUUCGUUCCUUCAGAAACUGAUUUGUCUAACGACUCUCAGAGUUCCUCAUCUGAUGACCACGAGCCGGAAGAUCUGGACUUUGUUCCGUCAGAAAUUGAUUUGUCUAACGGCUCUGAUGCGAUCUCCCAUGACUACGAGUCGGAAGAUCCGGACUUCGUUCCUUCAGAAACUGAUUUGUCUAACGACUCUCAGAGUUCCUCAUCUGAUGACCACGAGCCGGAAGAUCUGGACUUUGUUCUGUCAGAAAUUGAUUUGUCUAACGGCUCUGAUGCGAUCUCCCAUGACUACGAGUCGGAAGAUCCGGACUUCGUUCCUUCAGAAACUGAUUUGUCUAACGACUCUCAGAGUUCCUCAUCUGAUGACCACGAGCCGGAAGAUCUGGACUUUGUUCCGUCAGAAAUUGAUUUGUCUAACGACUCUGAUGCGAUCUCCCAUGACUACGAGUCGGAAGAUCCGGACUUUGUUCCGUCAGAAGUUGAUUUGUCUAACGACUCUCCGAGUUCCUCAUCUGAUGACCAAGAGUCAGAAGAUUCGGUAAUUGCUCAGUCAGAUCUGCCAGUUGAACAGUCCAAAGAUUCGCAAGAGACACGUGGCAUUGGUUCGUCUCCAAGCACCCAGUUGAGAGAGCAUGACAAAGAUAAGACAUCCAGAAGGCGCGGGAAACAGUGGGGCGGUUCACCCCCUACCCGACGACUGAAUGAAAUCAGACAAGCAGACGCUGAAUAUUUUGAUUUGUACCUCUGCGGACAAUUUCUUGACAUUACUGAGGAUGACAGCAAUCGUUUCGCAGUCUUGGGCUUUAACUACGCCGGUCGGUCGCAGCCAUUUCUUCCCUGUCAAGACCCAUCCUCAGUUAGAGAAACUGUGAAUUACUUGUACCGUACUCAAACAGACAGCCUGAAUGCUUUCCAGCAAGUACUUCGCGAUUUACCAGCAGCCUGGCAAAGGUACAUAGCUGAGAAAGGCUCUGCCCCAAGAACAGUCCAUAUCUUCUCUUUCAACGCACCGGCAAAUGUUGACGAUGUUGUUCAGUUUCUUCAGUUGCGGACUUCAGAACCUUACAGCUCAGCUCGUUUCAUCCUCGGCUACGCUAACCAGAGAGUAGAGAUUGAAAACGGGAAAUCCGACUUGGACGGAGACUUUGUUGAUUUAAUGGAACAGUUACGCCUAGCAAAGGUGGACGCAGUCCUAGUUUGCGGUCGGUGUCUGAAAGUGGCGGGUUACCCGGUAGGCGGGCGUAGACGCAACACCAUGAGGUACGGCAUGUCGGCUCUUCCAUGGCCAAUUAGCUCACAAUGUCGCAUCGAUCAAGAAGAUAACAUUCCAGGCGCAGACUUCACCCAAAAAACAUGUAAUAGCUUCCAGAAGUCCGUAGCAAAGUGUGCUGUCCGGUCUUUGGACCGUCGCUUAUCCAGAGACGAUGACACCACCAGAGAUGCUGUGUCCGGUCGGGGCACCAACGAAGACCUGCAACGGAAACUGGGUGAAGUCACUAGAAUCUGUAUAAGAGACAAACGUUGUUGGAGAAAGGAAAGUGCAUCAAUUCGUGAUCUGUUUGUAUCUUCGGAAGAAGUCCCUGGUAGUCAUCGUCGAAGAGGACCAAAGUUAGAUUUCGGCAAGAUAAUAGAACGAUGUGUUUCAGGGGCACGAAAACUGCCACUUGACUUGGAAGACUUCCAACGUCACUGAUACAAACAGUACAAUGUAUAUUAAGGGAAGGCUAUAGGUGGCAGCACAUAUUAUAAUCUAGACCUUAUCGCAAAUACUCGGUACACGCGCUUUAGGCAUGGACUGAGGUGCAUGCUGGUCUAGCUAGCGAUCAUAGUCUGGAGCGCGAUUACCGGUUGGUCUGAACAGGAGUGCGUUUU
Molecule: messenger RNA, 2476 nt
Organism: Asterias rubens (European starfish)
Lineage: Eukaryota; Metazoa; Echinodermata; Asteroidea; Forcipulatida; Asteriidae
Exons: 2
Coding region: 144-2297 (717 amino acids)
Source: RefSeq, a predicted model, not a curated record